AUGGAAGGUGUUCCACCGGACAUAGAACCUGAUGUUAUAAUGUCAAAAAAAAAAAAAAGGAAAGGUGCGAAAUCAAGAAAUAAGCAGAAAACUGAUAUUGAAACUCCUUCUGGUGGUGGAAAAGAAGCGAUUCCUAUUGCGAUUAAGAGCUCUGAUUCACCAAUCGUUAAAGAGGGUGAGGUUUUGGGAUCGAAGGCUUCGUCAAUUAAUUUGUCUGAUGAUGUCGCUGCUUCUUCGGUGGUUACCCCUUCCAUCAGUACUUCAAUAAAGAUGGAGAAACGUUCGUUUGGUGAUUUGGUUUCCCUAGUGCAUGAAUUUGAGAAAGAUAUCACUCAAUUUUGCAGUCUUGGAGAGAAGAAUUCUAUGUUGGUGUUCUGGAAUAGCUUAUCUGCUAGCGAGAAGGAGGGUUUUGUUCAUGGCCUUAGAUUCACGAAGAGGAAGUAUAACAAUGGUAAUGAUUCUGAAAAUUCUUUUGAGGAAUCAAUUGAUAAUGUUAAGAAACUAUCUUCUGUUAGCCAUAGAAAUGAUUUGCUUUUGAGAUGGAAGGAUCUCAGCAAUAAGAAGGAGAUGGUCUUUCAUAAGCUCUGUACUAGCAAAGUUAAAAAACAAGUGGAAGCUAAUUUUGGUAAGAACAGAAUUCCUUUUAAUUCUUCUUCUUCCUUAUUCCCAGUUUCGAUUGAGAUGAAGAGAUCUUCUGAGCUUGAAGCUUCUGUUGGAUUGAAAAAAGUUGGGGAUACAAUUGCUAGAGUUUUGCCUGAGGGUGUUCCUAUUUCAGAAGAUAAUGAGCCUGUUAUUGUUAAUUUGGAAAAAAAAAAUAAUUCUAUGCAGCAUUUAGCUAAGGUUAAGAAAGAGAAAGGAAAUUUUGAAAUUGAUGAGAUGGUUAGCAAGCAGUUGGAGGAGGUUUGCAAUAAUAUUGUUUAUCAUUUUCCUAGUAAAUUCAGUCAUUUGGACAUUGUGAAUAAUGGUGAAUUCAAAUUUAAUUAUGUUGAUGAAGAGAUUGGUGGCAAUGAUGGAAAAAUGGUUGUUGAUGAAAAUGUGAUUAUGAAAGAAAAUGCUAAAAAUCUUAAUGGUGGUUUGCCUAUUUCUGAUGUUAUGUUGGAGAAUGCUAAGCCUGGUAUAGCUCAGGAGAAGAAGGAUAUGCAACAGCCUAAUUCUAUUGGUGUGGAUUCUAUAAUAGGGGAGAAAGUUUCGUAUGCUGAGAAGGUUAGUGGGAAGAUUCUCAAUGCUGCAAAUCUUAUUUCUGUGAUUAAAAAGGAUCCCAAGCUUCCUGAUGGAGUUGUUGAGAUGUCGUAUGGAGAUAUUUUGAAAGGCUUCAGCCCUUUUAAAACUACUCUGUAUGGUUAUUUCAUUGAUAAACAUAUUAAUUUUUUUUUUAAUUUCAAUAAGUAUGCUCAUAAUAUGUGGAGAAAAUACGGAUUGGAGGAAGUCAUGGUCAAUGAUGAGGGAAUAUACUUCUUUCGAUUUAGUUCUGAACAUGGAAUGAUUUCGGUUCUGGAAGGAGGUGUGUGGAUGAUUUUUGAAAGUGCUUUGGUUGUGAGAAGGUGGACUACAGGGAAUGGAACAGGGCUUAGCCAUAUUGCUUGGGAAAUUGGCAAACCUUUAGAUGUGGAUGCUCAUACAGCGAAAAUGUGUCAAGAUCACUGGGGUAGGCCGGCAUUUAUGAGGAUUUUGAUUGAGAUGUCUGCUUCUAAAGAUUGGUUAAAAGAAGUCCAAGUUUAUUCGUCUGACUUGACUACAGGAGAAAGGAUUAUCUCAAAAUGCAGGGUUGAAUAUGCUUGGAAUCCUUCCAAAUGUUCUCAUUAUAAAGUUUAUGGGCAUAAGGAGCCUAAAUGUGGGAUUCUUCUAGCUAAACAAGUUCGAGAAAUAGACAAUAAUUCUAAGAUGGGUAAAAAUAAGUAA
This is a messenger RNA of Lactuca saligna, 1899 nucleotides long. Lineage: Eukaryota; Viridiplantae; Streptophyta; Magnoliopsida; Asterales; Asteraceae. The record is from the annotation of a GenBank genome assembly.